UUGACGAUAUGGGUUUCUGUCAGCUUGGUCGAAGUGUUUAUCUUGCAAGCUGAUCAAAUUUCAUCGUAAUAGCAACAYCUAAGCCUUCMAARGAUGGAAGGAAACUUUAUAUUGAAGCUUAGCUCUUGCAAAGCCAUUUGUACAAUUUUCGCCAUAGUGGCUUCUUUGAGGCAAGUCCACACAUGUCCUUCGGUCUGUCAAUGUGGUGAUCUGGAGAGUCAAAAAUAUGUACAAUGCGACCAAGCGGAUUUUACAGUCCUUCCUGCUGAUAUUCCAUUAGAUACAGAGUUACUGUUCCUUUCAAGUACAAAAAUCACAAAGUUAACAGAAAAUUACUUUGCUAGAUUAUCAAAUCUGAAAACUAUAGAAUUCUCUAAUCACCAUUUAGAAAAUAUUACCAAUGGAGUUUUUAACGGAUUAUCAAAGCUCCAUACACUAAAUCUAAUAAACAGUGGAAUACGACGUGUUUCGUCGGGUGCUUUUGCUGGACUUACAUCACUAACAACAUUGAGUUUGUCAAGUAAUCAUCUAUUUAGUCUGCCUCAGAACGGAAUCAAAGACUUAAGAAAUUUGAAGAAAUUAAAUUUAGCCAAGAACAACAUUCAGACGAUACCUAGUGGUUUCUUAAAUAACUCAGUCGACCUACAGCGACUGAUUUUGAACAACAACAAUCUCACAAGGAUAGAUGUUGAAUCACUACAAUCAUUAAGCAAACUUGCUCACCUAGACCUGAGUAACAAUAGAUUAACGGAGGUUGCAGAACACGCCUUCAAGGUUCCUGGAGCCCAACUUAAUUAUUUAUCCUUGAGUGAUAACAAGCUUUCUUCGUUCCCUAAAGCUCUUUUCGACCUUAAAGUUCCUAAUGGCUUCUUAAACUUGCUUCUCCAAGACAACAGCAUGACAASCAUCCCUCAAGAAGCGAAGACAAUUUUUGAUAAAGUCGUUACUGGAAAGAUACGGUUAUCAGGCAAUCCAUAUGUCUGUGACUCUCGCAUUCKUUGGCUGCAAACAUGGGUGAACACAAGCAAAUUUGCUAAGGAUGGUGAUGACAUAACCUGCACAACUCCAAAGGGCGCAAAGAUAAAACUUAGUGAAUAUGAUUUCCUAGCAACAGUUUCUACAAGUAGCGCUCCAACGACUACGACAGUUCCAACGACAACAACGGAGCCAUCGACAACGACGUUUCCAACAACAACAACGGAGCCAUCGACAACGACAGUUCCAACGACAACAACGGAGCCAUCGACAACGACGGUUUCAACGACAACAACGGAGCCAUCGACAACGACAGUUCCAACGACAACAACGGAGCCAUCGACAACGACGGUUUCAACGACAACAACGGAGCCNACCUCAGCUGCAACCACGACUUCAGCGUCAACCUUAUCUACAGCUGCUAGUUCAGCUCCUACUACGACCUCGGCUCCAUCAACAACAGCUUUAACGACAGGCACUGCACAAGAAACCACAACAAUACCAACCCAAACACAACCAGAAUCGACGACAUCACAAGGGAAACAGCAAACUCGUAUCACAACGUCAAGUAAAACUAAGGUUACGAAUGUUUCCGAAAACGUCUCAAGUACUCAGCAGAUACCAGUAACUACUAUUAGCUCGUCUUCGUAUCCCAUUAUUAAUACAACUGUUCUAACCAGUGUUCUAACCAAUUCAACCAGUACAGGCAAAGUGAAUACAAAUGUGAUGUUACGAAAAGAGCACAUAAUCCUGGCUACUUGCUUGUCAGCGGCUUUUAUUGCUUUAGUWGUCUUUAUAGCGAUGUACUGCUUUAGAAAGAAGAUUAUCAAACGAGAUAAAUUUGUAAACACAAGGUACGAUAGAGUGAGGAUUGUCUAGACAAAYGCAGUUAACUUCUCACUAGGACCAUACAAGACUCCGUCGGUCAAACCAUGCUGUAGUCAGCUGGGAGAUAGGAAUCUCUAGAGUACARAAAAAAACCUUUGUGAAAAUUGGUCAAAAUCAAAUAGCUAAAGAAGUUGUCAUGAAAAUGCUGAACACAUCUAAAAAUACUCAUACCAUGGCCGUUUAUCAGUCAAGACUAAAGAAGCAAGAAAGACACAUUUAAYGCUAGAAAUUAUCAGUAUGCAUCAUUUUCCGAUGACAUUGUAAAUACAUAAUAUGCUUCAAAAGCACUUAUUACCAAAGUUUUUUUAAAACAUGUAUGAUAUAUUUGAUAUAUUUUUAAACCUAAAUUAAGCGCCAUGCAGCCUGCAAGCUGGUUGCAAUAUCAGCCCUAAAUAAUUCCUUUUGUUGUUGUUGUUGUAAAAUUCCAGAGCGAAAUUGUCACACCACAGUAACAAACUGAUAUAUCUAUCAGACGUCAUCAAAGAACUUCUUUUGGGGUGUACUGUCAUUGUGCCUUUCUAAACAAUAGAUUACAUUAUAUACAUUUCUAACUCACUUCUAAAAUAUUUAUUGUAAGAUUUUAAAUCUAUAAUUUUAAUUUUUUGAAAUUUUAUUAAAAUCAUGUAAAGAUAGUCGUA
Messenger RNA from Exaiptasia diaphana, 2501 nucleotides. Its product is annotated as leucine-rich repeat-containing protein 70. NCBI's taxonomy places the organism in Eukaryota, Metazoa, Cnidaria, Anthozoa, Actiniaria, Aiptasiidae. Gene Ontology annotation, cellular component: plasma membrane. The transcript has 15 exons. The coding region runs from base 94 to 1854 and encodes 586 amino acids. Gene Ontology annotation, molecular function: protein binding. The record is from RefSeq and is a predicted model, not a curated record.